GUGUGGUCUUAACCAGAGAGCCAGAAACACUGCAUGCUGUUGCAUACCAAGGAAAAUAAAACUCCCUCAGUGAAAACAUGUCAGGUGGCAUUUUCAUCUUUAUCGUAAUGCUGCUCAUCCUUCCCCCCAUAUAUGGGCAGUCAGUUCUUAGACAAAGGGGCUUUAAAAUGUACGAAAAAGAGAUGACUUGGAAAGAAGCCCAGUCUCUCUGCAGGAAACACCACACUGAUCUGGCAACAAUAAGAAAUAAAGAGGAAAAUUCUGCUUCAAGUUCUUUUGAAGGAUGGAUCGGAUUGUAUAAAGAGAACAAAGAUGACGAUUGGAAAUGGUCCAGAGGGGAUAAGAUUGCAACUUUCUUCAAUUGGUAUGAUGGCGAACCAGAUUACAAUGACCAAAACCGUGUCUCUAAAUUCCUAUCAGAAGGCCAAUGGAGAGAUUGGGAAUGUGACAAAAGAUUUAAGGUCAUAUGUCACGAUGAGAUUCUGGUUCUGGUGAAGGAGAAUAAGACAUGGGAGGAGGCUUUAGAGUACUGCAGAGCUCUUGAUGGAAGCAGCUUUCAGUUGGCCACCCUGCUCACUGUAGAUGACCACAACUCUGCUCAAGAGCUCGCCCAAACUGCUACCACUGAUGAGUACCUUUGCCUAGUCUGUUCCUGUUUGGCUGUGACUCCAUCCUGGAGAGAAAUAUCAGCUAUUCGCCUGGAUCCAGACAAGGUUAUCACCAUUGUCUUCAAAUGUCUCUGUCUACACAACUUCCUCGGACAACAUAAGUCUGAGGCCUACCUGGCUAUGUAG
This is a messenger RNA of Cyprinodon tularosa, 794 nucleotides long. RefSeq names its product secretory phospholipase A2 receptor-like. The coding region runs from base 78 to 794 and encodes 238 amino acids. The record is from RefSeq and is a predicted model, not a curated record. The transcript has 5 exons. NCBI's taxonomy places the organism in Eukaryota, Metazoa, Chordata, Actinopteri, Cyprinodontiformes, Cyprinodontidae.